AUGCCGUGGUUAUAAUCGAAAUCCACGUACUACUGCAUUCCACCAAACAUUUUUCUUUCCUUUUCUCAGCAGCUUUUUUUCGUACACAAAUUGAGCAACCAUGCCGCUAGGUAUACUGCAAGACUACAAACUCGAAAAGGUGCCGGGGACGGCGCCGCUGAGCGAGCUGGGGCGGCUCGAUCUUGAGACUACGUCGGGGAUUGAUGUUUCCCUGCUCAAACAUGACGCGACGGGGACGGUUGUACUUAUUCCUCAGCCCUCGGAUUCGCCAAAUGAUCCGUAUAAUUGGCCGCGAUGGCAGAAGGAGAUGUUUACGGUUGUCAUUGCAUACGGAUGCGGUUGUGUAGGGGCUGUCGGACCGUUAUUAACAUCUGCUUUUGUACCUCUGGCGAAGCAAUUUGACGUCCCGUUACAACGAUUUACACUUGGUGCAAACGGAUCCUGUAUCGUAGCCAUUGCCGCCGGCAGUCUUCUCUGCAAUACUCUGGCCGUCAAGAUAGGAAAGAGACCGAUUUAUCUUGUGACUACACUGGGAUUGGCAGCUUCGAGUUUCUGGGUCGCGGGGUCUUCGAGCUUCGGUUCGUUCACUGCUGCGAGAGCUAUUCAGGGGUUUUGCAUGGCCCCUUUCGAAGCACUCAUACCGUCCUCGGUUGGCGACCUGUGGCACGUACACGAGCGCGGGUUCAGAAUGGCUAUUUUCAAUCUCGGGGUUCUGGGUGGAAUCAACUUGGCUAGUCCCAUAGCCGGAUCCAUUAUCCAAUACGGCUCUUACCGCAUCGCCAUGUACGCAAUGGGCGGCGCCUUCAUCAUCAUGUUCCUUCUAGUCUUCUUUUUCAUGCCCGAGACAGCAUACCACCGCGAUAACAUCAUAGACAUCGACACCAGCGUCCACGCCCUCGAUAUCUCGGAGAAACACAAAAAGCAGCCCGUCGAACGCAUCGAGGACAACGUACGCCACCCAUCUCCCUCAUUGGAACCCCGCGAUUCGUACAAGAAAACGCUUCAGUUUUGGUCUGGCUACAAGGACGAUGUAUCCUUCUGGCGCACGCUGAUUCGCCCUUUUGUCAUGAUUGCCAGUCCCGUAGUCAUGUGGGCAACGUUGUUGUUUACAAUCUGUAUAUCCUGGCUCGUCCUCAUUUCCAUAACGCUAUCCCAGAUCUUCUCAGCACCACCAUAUAACUUCUCAGUCAGUGCAGUCGGCGCAACAAACAUGUCUUCAUUCGUGGCGUCGGUCCUAGCCACCCUGAUAGCGGGCCCCAUCAUCGACGGCGUGGCAAAACUCAUGUCUAAGCAUAACAAUGGUAUUUUCGAACCCGAGUUCAGACUUCCAGUCAUGGUAACAUACCUCGCCUUCACCGCCGUCGGCUUCUUCGGUUGGGGCGAAGCGCUCUACAAAGCAGACCCAUGGCCCAUCCCCGUCAUUGUCUGCAUGGGCCUCAUUAAUCUCGGCGUGCAACUCGGUACUACCGCCGUAGUAACCUACGUAUCGGACUGUCACCGCGAGGAGUCUGCCGAAGCCUUCGCCAUCAUGAACUUUAUCAAGAAUCUUUUCGCAUUUGGGCUGACUUUCUACGCCAACGAUUGGAUCGCUACGCAGGGGGUAAGAGAUACGUUUUAUGUGAUUGGAGGUACGACGGUUGCAGUGACGCUGUUUACGAUUCCAAUGUAUAUUUAUGGGAAGAGGGCGAGGAGUUGGGUCAAGAGGGUUGGGGUGCUGGAUAGUGUUCUUAAAGCGAGAUGAAAUUAACGUAACGAAGAGGUGAUGGUUGCUGGCGGAUAGAGAAGAUUGGUGUAAUCACCUUCAUGAGGAACAGCGCUUAAUAACGAUUAGUGGUAAUGCCGUAUGGACAAAUGAAUGAUGACAUGUUAUGCAAAGUCUACACUAUAUAAUAGCCCCCGUACUCUGCCAUUGCAUUUGUACAACUCGGCUUUUGAGCUUUAUACAUGAAAACAGAUUUAGCGCUGGCAGCUAUCAUACAACUACGUCUCUCAUUCCAAAGAGACGGGGAGAUCAGGAUGACCCGGAGCAUCUGGCCCUUUGUUCAGCUUCUCGAGACCCAAGUUGAUAGCCGCAGCAAUAUCCAAAUUAUUCUUCUCCAAGAACAAAAAGUGCGCAUUUCCCUUGAUACCAAAAUCGGCAAGCUUGAUCCACUGGAAAUUCGUGAGACCCAUCUGCUCAAAGUACGCCACAAAGCAGUAGUCGUACGUGAUAUGCUGGCUGGCCUCGCCCGUA
Bipolaris sorokiniana ND90Pr is the source of this 2233-nucleotide messenger RNA. RefSeq lists its product as uncharacterized. The coding region runs from base 101 to 1741 and encodes 546 amino acids. Lineage: Eukaryota; Fungi; Ascomycota; Dothideomycetes; Pleosporales; Pleosporaceae. Gene Ontology annotation, biological process: transmembrane transport. The record is from RefSeq and is a predicted model, not a curated record. The transcript is spliced from 8 exons. Gene Ontology annotation, molecular function: transmembrane transporter activity.